CUCCAGGUCGCUGCUCCCGGUCCGCUCCACAGGCUUCCAACCAGAACCAGAGUUUCAGACGGUGACUGCUGGGUUAAACUUUAAUCUGAGCUUCUUGUUCAUGAAGUCCAAAGUUCAGCAACGUCGCCUCCAAGGAAACUACCGCAGGAUUUCCUUUCCCGGUUUCAUCCCGACCUAAUCCUCGGAUCAUCUGGGAUUCUUCCGGCUGGGCCGCGUCGGCCGGAAUGUCGCCGGACUGAAGUAGAACCGGGCCUGGAGCGGUCCGGGAUCCGACCCACAAAGAGCCGCGCAUAAGGAAGGGAUGGAGGCGGAGCCGCAGGCCAGCAGCGGCCUGCUGGACGGACGCUUCAAGCAGCUGCAAGAUGAACGUGAAGCGGUCCAGAAGAAGACCUUCACCAAGUGGGUCAACUCCCACCUGUCCAGAGUCUCCUGCAGGAUCACCGACCUUUACCUGGACCUGAGGGACGGCCGCAUGCUCAUCAAGCUGCUGGAGGUUCUGUCCGGAGAGAGGCUGCCGAAGCCCACCAAAGGCCGGAUGCGCAUCCACUGCCUGGAGAACGUGGACAAAGCGCUGCAGUUCCUGAAGGAGCAGCGGGUUCACCUGGAGAACAUGGGAUCCCACGACAUCGUCGACGGCAACCACCGACUCACUCUGGGCCUCAUCUGGACCAUCAUCCUGCGCUUCCAGAUCCAGGACAUCAGUGUUGAGACCGAAGACAAUAAGGAGAAGCGAUCGGCCAAGGACGCCCUGCUCCUGUGGUGCCAGAUGAAGACGGCCGGUUAUUCCAACGUCAACAUCCACAACUUCACCACCAGCUGGAGAGACGGCAUGGCCUUCAACGCCCUCAUCCACAAACACAGACCUGACCUGAUCGACUUCGACAAGCUGAAGAAGUCCAAUGCUCACUACAACUUGCAGAACGCGUUUAACCUGGCGGAGCAGCACCUGGGCCUCACCAAGCUACUGGACCCAGAAGAUAUCAGCGUGGACCAUCCUGAUGAGAAGUCUGUCAUCACCUACGUGGUCACCUACUACCACUACUUCUCCAAGAUGAAGGCGCUGAAGGUGGAGGGCAAACGCAUCGGGAAGGUGUUGGACAACGCCAUCGAGACCGAGAAGAUGAUAGAGAAGUACGAGUCGCUGGCGUCGGACCUGCUGGAGUGGAUCGAACAGACCAUCAUCAUCCUCAACAACAGGAAGUUCGCCAACUCCCUGGUGGGAGUCCAGCAGCAGCUGCAGGCCUUCAACACGUACCGGACCGUGGAGAAACCGCCCAAGUUCACAGAGAAGGGGAACCUGGAGGUUCUGCUCUUCACCAUCCAGAGCAAGAUGAGGGCCAACAACCAGAAGGUCUACAUGCCCCGCGAGGGGAAGCUCAUCUCAGACAUCAACAAGGCCUGGGAACGCCUGGAGAAGGCGGAGCAUGAGAGGGAGCUGGCUCUUCGGACGGAGCUGAUCCGACAGGAGAAACUGGAGCAGCUGGCCAGACGCUUUGACCGCAAGGCAGCCAUGAGGGAGACCUGGCUCAGUGAAAACCAGAGGCUGGUGUCUCAGGACAACUUUGGCUUCGACCUUCAAGCCGUGGAGGCGGCCACCAAGAAGCACGAGGCCAUCGAGACGGACAUCGCGGCGUACGAGGAGCGUGUUCAGGCUGUGGUCGCCGUGGCGAAGGAGCUGGAGGCGGAGCGUUACCACGACAUCAAGCGCAUCGCGGCCAGAAAGGACAACGUGAUCCGGCUGUGGGAGUACCUGCUGGAGCUGCUGAAGGCCCGCCGGCAGCGGCUGGAGAUGAACCUGGGCCUGCAGAGGGUCUUCCAGGAGAUGCUCUACAUUAUGGACUGGAUGGACGAGAUGAAGAUGCUGCUGCUGUCUCAGGACUACGGGAAGCACCUGCUGGGCGUGGAAGACCUGCUGCAGAAACACGCGCUGGUGGAGGCCGACAUCGCCAUCCAGGCCGACAGGGUGAAGGCCGUCGUCAACAACGCCAACAAGCACUCGGUGGCCGACAGCGGCUACAAGCCCUGUGAUCCUCAGAUCAUCAAGGACCGGGUGGCCCACUUGGAGUUCUGCUACCAGGAGCUGACCCAGCUGGCCGCUGAGCGCCGUGCACGUCUCGAGGAAUCUCGCCGACUCUGGAAGUUCUUCUGGGAAAUGGCGGAGGAAGAGGGCUGGAUCCGGGAGAAGGAGCAGAUCCUGUCCUCCAUGGAGCACGGCAAGGACCUGACCGGGGCGGUGCGCCUCCUGAGCCAGCAGCGGGCCCUGGAGGACGAGAUGAGUGGCCGGGCCGGACACCUGCAGCACACCAUCGCUGAGGGCCGGGCCAUGGUGGAUGCCGGUCACUUUGGUGCUGCCAAGAUCCAGGAGCGAGUCUCAGACCUGCAGGCUCAGUGGGUAGCGCUGGAGCAGCUUGCAGCAGUGAGAAAGAAGAGACUGGAGGAAGCUCUGGCCAUGCACCAGUUCCAGGCCGAUGCGGACGAUGUGGAUGCGUGGACACUGGACGCUCUGCGCAUUGUCUCCAGUGGAGAGACGGGCCAUGAUGAGUUCUCCACCCAGGCUCUGGUCAGGAAGCACAAGGAUGCUGCAGCGGAGGUGGCCAGCUACCGUUCGGUCAUCGACUCUCUGCAUGAGCAGGUCACCCUGCUGCCCAAAGAGGAGGCGGAGUCAGAGGUCGUGCAGGGCCGCCUAGCUGGCAUUGAGGAGCGCUACAAGGAAGUGUCCGAGCUCACGAAGCUGAGGAAGCAGGCGCUCCAGGAUGCACUGGCUCUCUACAAGAUGAUGAGUGAGGCUGACGCCUGCGAAGUUUGGAUCGACGAGAAGGAGCAGUGGUUGAACAGCAUGGAGAUUCCUGAGAAACUGGAGGACCUGGAGGUGAUACAGCACAGGUUUGAGAAUCUGGAGCCAGAGAUGAACAACCAAGCGUCUCGCGUUGCUGUGGUGAACCAGAUCGCCCGACAGCUGAUUCACAGCGGCCAUCCGAGCGAGACAAACAUCAAGACUCAGCAGGAUAAACUGAACAACAGGUGGAGCCAGUUCCGAGACCUGGUGGACCAGAAGAAGGAGUCCCUGAACUCUGCACUGGGUGUGCAGAACUAUCACCUCGACUGCAAUGAGACCAAAUCCUGGAUCAAAGAAAAGACCAAACUAAUCGAGUCCACCCAGGAGCUGGGCAAUGACCUCACCGGAGUCAUGGCUCUGCAGAGGAAGCUGACCGGCAUGGAGCGAGACUUGGUGGCCAUCGAAGACAAGCUGGGUGACCUGCGGGGUGAAGCCCAGAGGCUGGCUGAGGAGCAUCCUGACCAGGCCAGCGCCAUCACAGACCGGAUGGCUGAGAUCACUGCCGUCUGGGACGAGAUGAAGAAUACUCUGAAAACACGAGAGGAGUCCCUGGGCGAAGCCAGGAAGCUGCAGCAGUUCCUGCGAGAGCUUGACGACUUCCAGUCCUGGCUGUCCCGCACUCAGACAGCCAUCGCCUCCGAAGACAUGCCCAACACGCUGUCUGAGGCAGAGAAGCUGAUGGCUCAACACGAAAGCAUCAAAAACGAGAUCCACAACUACGAGGAGGACUACCAGAAGAUGAGAGACAUGGGGGAGAUGGUGACGCAGGGCCAGGUGGACGCCCAGUACAUGUUCCUGAGGCAGCGGCUGCAGGCGCUCGACACCGGCUGGAACGACCUGCUCAAAAUGUGGGAGAACCGGCAGAACCUGCUGUCUCAGUCGCACGCCUACCAGCUGUUCCUGAGGGACACCAAGCAGGCAGAGGCUUUCCUCAACAACCAAGAGUACGUGCUGGCUCACACAGAGAUGCCGACCACCCUGGAGGGCGCUGAGGGCGCCAUCAAGAAGCAGGAGGACUUCAUGACCACAAUGGACGCCAACGAGGAGAAGAUCAACGGUGUGGUGGAGGCAGGCAGGAGGCUGGCUGGUGAUGGGAACAUCAACGCUGAGCGCAUCCUUGAGAGAGUGGCCUCCAUCGACGACAGGCACAAGAAGAACAGGGAGGCAGCAGUGGAGCUGCUGAUGAGACUGAAGGACAACCGCGAUCUUCAGAAGUUCCUGCAGGACUGCCAGGAGCUCUCUUUAUGGAUCAGUGAGAAGAUGCUGACGGCUCAGGAUAUGACCUACGACGAGGCCAGGAACCUGCACAGCAAGUGGCUGAAGCACCAGGCCUUCAUGGCCGAGCUGCAGUCCAACAAGGAGUGGCUGGACAAGAUCCAGAAGGAUGGGACGCUGCUGGUGUCAGAGAAGCCAGAGACGGAGGCGGUGGUGAAGGAGAAGCUGGCGUCACUCCACACCUUGUGGGAGAAGCUUGAGUCCACCACUCAGACCAAAGCUCAGGGUCUGUUUGACGCCAACAAGGCCGAGCUGUUUACACAGAGCUGUGCCGACUUGGACAAGUGGCUGGGCAGCCUGGAGGGCCAGAUCCAGUCCGACGACUACGGCAAAGACCUGACAUCUGUCAACAUACUUCUGAAGAAACAGCAGAUGCUGGAGAACCAGGUGGAUGUGCGCCAGAGGGAGGUGGUGGAGUUGCAGAGCCAAGUGAAGGCCCUUGGUCAAGAGGUGAAGGACACAGAUGAGGUGGACGGGAGGAGACGGGUGGUGGAGAAGAAGUUCCAGGAGCUGCUGGAGCCACUGCGGUGUCGCAGGGACUUCCUGGUGGCAUCCAGAGAAGUCCAUCAGUUCAACCGUGAUGUGGAGGAUGAGCUUCUCUGGGCCCAGGAGAGGAUGCCAGUGGCCACAUCCACUGAGCAUGGACACAACCUGCAGACAGUCCAGCUGCUCAUCAAGAAGAACCAGACGCUGCAGAAGGAGAUCCAGGGCCAUCAGCCUCGCAUCAACGACAUCCUGGAGCGCAGCCGCAGCCUACUGCAGGACAAGUCCUCCAACACCGACUUGAUCCGGCAGCGCCUGGCCGACCUGCAGCAGCUGUGGAAGGAGCUGAUGGAGGAGGUGGAGCAGCGGCACAGCCGACUGGAGGAGGCCCACAAAGCUCAGCAGUACUACUUUGACGCCGCUGAGGCCGAGGCUUGGAUGAGUGAACAGGAGCUCUACAUGAUGUCAGAGGAGAAAGCCAAGGACGAGCAGAGCGCCGUAACCAUGCUGAAGAAGCAUCAGAUCAUGGAGCAGGCUGUGGAGGACUACGCAGAGACCGUCCAUCAGCUGUCCAAGACCAGCCGAGGACUAGUGGCUGCCGGACACCCUGAAAGCGAGCGGAUCAGCAUGCGCCAGUCUCAGGUGGACAAGCUGUACGCCGGCCUGAAGGACCUGUCUGAGGAGAGGCGGGGCAAGCUGGACGAGAGGCUCCGCCUCUUCCAGCUCAACAGGGAGGUGGACGACCUGGAGCAGUGGAUCGCCGAACGGGAGGUGGUGGCCGGGUCUCACGAGCUGGGCCAGGACUACGAACAUGUUACGAUGCUACAGGAACGUUUCCGGGAGUUUGCGCGGGACACCGGGAACAUCGGGCAGGAGAGAGUGGACGCCGUGAAUCGGCUGGCGGACGAGCUAAUCAACGCCGGGCAUGGCGACGCGGCCACAGUGGCGGAGUGGAAGGACGGGCUGAACGAGGCCUGGGCCGACCUGCUGGAGCUCAUCGACACUCGGACGCAGAUCCUUGCCGCCUCCUUCGAGCUCCACAAGUUCUACCACGACGCCAAGGAGAUCCUGGGACGCAUCGCAGACAAGCAGAAGAAGCUGCCGGAGGAGGUCGGCCGGGACCAGAACACAGUGGAGACGCUGCAGAGGAUGCACAACACCUUCGAACACGACAUCCAGGCACUGGGAACACAGGUGAGGCAGCUUCAGGAGGACGCCGCGCGCCUGCAGUCGGCAUACGCCGGAGACAAAGCCGACGACAUCCAGCGACGGGAGGGUGACGUGUUGGAGGCGUGGAGGAGCCUGCUGGAGGCCUGCGACGGACGCAGGCUCCGCCUCCUCGACACUGGGGACAAGUUCCGGUUCUUCAGCAUGGUCCGUGACCUGAUGCUCUGGAUGGACGACGUGAUCCGGCUCAUCGAGGCCCAGGAGAAGCCCAGAGACGUUUCCUCCGUGGAGCUGCUGAUGAACAACCAUCAGGGCAUCAAAGCGGAGAUCGACGCCCGCAACGACAGCUUCACAGCCUGCAUCGAGCUGGGCAAGGCCCUGCUGGCCCGCAAGCACUUCGCCUCAGAGGAGAUCAAGGAGAAGCUGCUGCAGCUCACCGACAAGAGGAAGGAGAUGAUCGACAAGUGGGAGGACCGCUGGGAGUGGCUCCGCCUCAUCCUGGAGGUGCACCAGUUCUCGCGGGAUGCGGGCGUGGCCGAGGCCUGGCUGCUGGGCCAGGAGCCCUACCUGUCCAGCCGGGAGCUGGGCCGCAGCGUGGACGAGGUGGAGAAGCUCAUCAAGCGCCACGAGGCCUUUGAGAAGUCCGCCGCCACCUGGGAGGAACGCUUCUCCGCCCUGGAGCGGCUGACCACGAUGGAGCUGCUGGAGGUCAGGAGGCAGCAGGAGGAAGAGGAGAGGAUGAGGAAGCCACCGGGUCCAGAACCGGUUCUGGUCCAGCAAGACGGACCCCAGCAGCAAAGCGCCGUGACCCAGAACGGACUCCCAUCGGAUCAGGACCAGGACUCUCCUCAGGACGCCGUGGAAGGCGGCGGCCUGGUGAACGGCAUGGUGGAGCGCGGAUCCAAGGAGCCGAGCCCCGCCCCCUCGCCGACCUCGGCCAGGAAGUCAGGCGGCAGCCAGUCGGCCACGAUGCCGGCCCGCAGCCAGGAGGCGCCGGCGCUGCUGGAGGGGCCGCUACACCGCAAGCACGAGUGGGAGGGGCCUAACAAGAAGGCGUCCAACAGGUCCUGGCACCACGUGUACUGUGUGAUUCGCGGCGGGGAGCUGAGCUUCUACAAGGACGGCAAGGCGGCGGCCCAGGGCGCCCCGUACCACGGGGAGGCGGCCUUCGGCCUGAAGGAUGCCGCCUGUGACGUCGCCUCCGACUACAAGAAGAAGAAACAUGUCUUCAAGCUCAGAGUCUCCGAUGGGAACGAGUUUCUGUUCCAAGCCAAAGAUGAAGAGGAGAUGAGCUCGUGGAUCCAGGCCGUGCUGAGCGCUGAGCGCCCCGCCCCCGGCGCCGCCCCGGGCACGCCGCCCUCCGGGCGCGCGCAGACGCUCCCGGCCAGCGUGUCGCUGCCCGCCGAGUCGAGCCCGGGGAAACGGGACAAGGAGAAACGCUUCAGCCUGUUCAGCAAGAAGAAACAGUAGAAGAAGAACCACAGGGGGCGCCGGAGGACCCGCGAAGCAGCAAGCACCCGACCUGACCUGACCAGACCAGACCCGACCCAACUCGACCGUACCAGACCCGACUCGACCCGCUUCAGAGCGUUGCCUCUCAGCUCCUGCUUCCCUGAGACCCAAACUGCACAUCCAGAACUUCCUGAAACAUUCAUCAGCUGUUCACCUGUUCUACAGAACCGGUCCAGAACAUACCCAAGACCAAAAUCCCAAACUUUUUUUUCCCAAACCGGACCCCAGACCAGGAUUUAAAUCUGGUUCUGCUCAACCAAUCCCGAACCCAGACCCAUCGCUGGUUCUAGUCCAGACCAGGUUCUGAAGCUGGUUCUGCUCCAGAACCAGAGAGGCUGGGAUAUAAAACUGCUUCUGCAAGAAAACCCACCCAGAACCAGGUCCAAACUCUGGUUCUGCUAGGUCCAGUACAGAUCUGGACCCGUCUCUGAUCAGAACAGGUCCGCUGAUCGGACAAACCAGAACCACCAUUAGUAAACUCCGGUGUGCUAAUGAUGUCACUGAUGAUGUCACAGUGACCGACCAAUGGUAGAGGUGGACAGCUGAUGAGCGUGUCGCCAGCGUCGACCCGGUUGUUGGUUCCGAAUGGUUCUGAUUGUGUUGUGUUUCUCUUUGGAACGCAGAUGGCCUCUCUGCCCCCUGAUUGGUUGAUGGUGGGCCUGCGGGCGCUGUGAUUGGUCCGCCUGACCUGGGCGGGACCAGCCGCUCCGGUUCGGAUUUUCCUGAACUUGUUUUUGUAUUUUCGUUGUUCUUCGGUUCUGAAGGAGAAACUGGACCAACUUUUUACAGCUUUGGAGUUAAACGUUCACCUGCAUGUUUCACGUAAGCUCACCUGACCGACCGUCUUCUUCUUCUAUGGUUCCGCGCCGCGCAUCGUAACGUAGCGAACAUGUAUGGAAGUUCGUGUUUCUGCACAAUCUGAGCUGCAUCGUUAGGAAUGACCUAUUUAAAGCUUUUCUCAUGUAUGAAGCUGCACCUGUUAAAGCUGCCAACUCAUUAAAGCUUUUAAACUAUGACCUCA
This is a messenger RNA of Xiphophorus hellerii (green swordtail), 8294 nucleotides long. Its product is annotated as spectrin beta chain, non-erythrocytic 1-like. The transcript is spliced from 35 exons. The record is from RefSeq and is a predicted model, not a curated record. Lineage: Eukaryota; Metazoa; Chordata; Actinopteri; Cyprinodontiformes; Poeciliidae. Gene Ontology annotation, cellular component: spectrin. The coding region runs from base 302 to 7231 and encodes 2309 amino acids. Gene Ontology annotation, molecular function: structural constituent of cytoskeleton; phospholipid binding; actin binding.